GGUGGAACCACUACCGAUGGGGGCAUUUGACCCACUAGAAGAUUCAGAUGAUGACAAUGACUUCCAAAUCCAGAGGCAGCUGCUGAAUCGGAGGUUGACAACGGCGAUUGGAGGGCUGACUGCUCUGCAGCAGAUAAAUGUCAACGGGCCCAACGCUAACAGCAAUCAAGGGAGAGGCCGUAAGAGGAAAAGGGGCCCACCGGCGAAAAGGGUCUCACACAUCUGGUAUUGCCUGGCAGAAGGAGCUACAGUGCCAAACCUGAAAAAGAAAGAAUCAUGCCCUAUACAUCAGGCGCAGACAGAGGCAGGCUAUGGAUACCCACCAUCUUGUGUUUCCCAAGAAGGCAUAAGCAUGGUACAAUUGGAAUUAGAACUGGACGAGGUGCAGUUUAAGGAGGACAUAUGGGAAUUAUUUCCCAUAUUAAGAAGAAGUCCAUUCAACAUCUACAAAAGAGACAAGCAGAAGAAGCUUGUUCUCAUAAAUGUAAAGACCCCCAAGGAACUAAAAAAUGAAAGAUAUCGAAGCACUAUCUUCAUUCGCCCAUCAUCAGCUUUUCAUUCAGCCUUAGCUCCUGCCUCAACCUCAGCUACCACUGCAGCUUUAGCUCCUGCCUCAACUUCAGCUACCACUGCAGCUUUAGCUCCUGCCUCAACUUCAGCUACCACUUCAGCUUUAGCUCGUGCCUCAACUUCAGCUUCCACUGCAGCUUUAGCUCCUGCAUCAACCUCAGCGACCACUUCAGCUUUAGCUCCUGCCUCAACUUCAGCUACCACUUCUUCAGCUACCACCUCAGUGCCUACCACCUCAGUGCCUACAACUCCCUUUGUAAGCUAUGCAUAAUUCGAGAAUUGUAUGCUUCGAACUGCAAAAUUUUGUUUUUCUAUUGCUGCGAUCAACUUAGCACACUCAGUGUCCAUAUUGGUACAGAGUUAACAUAAGGUGUAAUGGGGAACUAAUGACACAACCAAACAUGCAAUUGUGAAUCCCGUGGCAAAGUGUAUAUUAAAAGUCUUCAUUUUAUGGAAAAAUACUCCCAGAAAGAUAAGAAAAUUGACACGAAACAGUUAAGAAACAUAACGACUUUUAAAUCAUGGCCAUUAUUUGAAGAAAAGAUGAAGAUUUACUUGAUUUUUAGGUCUGUUUUAGUAGGGUAU
Lytechinus pictus (painted urchin) is the source of this 1155-nucleotide messenger RNA. RefSeq lists its product as uncharacterized. The record is from RefSeq and is a predicted model, not a curated record. The coding region runs from base 17 to 841 and encodes 274 amino acids. NCBI's taxonomy places the organism in Eukaryota, Metazoa, Echinodermata, Echinoidea, Temnopleuroida, Toxopneustidae. The transcript has 3 exons.